Molecule: messenger RNA, 8602 nt
Organism: Bombus pascuorum
Lineage: Eukaryota; Metazoa; Arthropoda; Insecta; Hymenoptera; Apidae
Gene: cher
Product: filamin-A
Exons: 23
Coding region: 170-7414 (2414 amino acids)
Biological process (GO): actin cytoskeleton organization
Molecular function (GO): actin filament binding
Source: RefSeq, a predicted model, not a curated record
AGUUUCUUCUCUUUAUUACAUCGUUUAAAUGUAAAUUGUGCUUGUGUUUUAAUGUAUAUUAAAAGUGUAAAAGUGUAAAUCAUAUUUGAAAGGGAAUUACUAGUGCGAAUAUAUACCUUAUUAAUAGAUCCAUUUUAUCCUGUAAAUAAGGAGCGAACCGGCCGAUAAAAUGUGCGAGAACGAUAAGUCAGUCAAGUGCGAGAACGCAGAGGAAGAGGACGACGACAUGUUCGAACAAGAUUUGCUGGAGGAUGCCCAGUGGAAACGAACGCAGCAAAACACGUUUACGAGAUGGGCGAACGAGAAGCUGAAAACGGUGAACAGACAGAUCGAUGAUUUGGAGUGUGAUUUGUCCAACGGUCUUCUACUCAUCAGUUUGAUCGAGGUGCUCGCGCAGAAGAAGCUUCCGAAGCAUAGUCAGAAGCCCGUCUUUAGGUCACAGAAAUUGGAAAAUGUUUCGGUAGCGUUGAAGUUUUUGGACGACGAGGGAAUAAGAAUCGUUAAUAUCGAUUCAACGGACAUCGUCGAUUCUAAGCUCAAGUUAAUCCUGGGUUUAAUAUGGACCCUAAUUUUACACUAUUCGAUAUCGAUGCCUCUCUGGAAUGGAGAAGAGGGUUCUCAAACAGAGGGACCAAAACAAAGACUCAUCAGGUGGGUCAAGAACAAAAUACCAGAAUUGUCGAUCGGUAAUUUCACUACUGAUUGGAACGAUGGCCGUGCUAUCGGUGCUUUGGUAGAUGGAGUUGCGUCUGGUCUUUGCCCUGAUUGGCAAGAUUGGAAUAAAAAUGACGCAAUUCAAAAUGCAUCGGAAGCAAUGCAAUUAGCGGAUGAUUGGCUGAAUAUACCCCAGCUCAUCAAGCCAGAGGAAAUGGUUAGUCCAAAUAUAGACGAAAUGUCAAUGAUGACAUAUUUGAGUCAAUACCCUAACGCAAAGCUAAAACCAGGAGCACCUCUUCGACCACGUGUCAAUCGAAAUAGAGUACGUGCUUACGGUCCUGGUAUUGAGCCAAGUGGUUUAGUCAUCGGAGCACCAGCUAAUUUCACUGUAGAAACAUUUUCUGCCGGUAAAGGAGAUGUCGAAGUCAUUGUGGAAGAUUUUCAAGGAACUAGACUUCCGGUUGAUAUCAAGUUCAACAGAGACAAAAAUCUUACCUAUACCGUGUUAUAUACUCCGAAGACGCCAUCACCGCAUAAAGUAAAAAUACUGUACGCCGGAAGAGAAAUUCCAAAAAGUCCAUACGUGGUGAAUGUAGAAACACCAGCAGCUGAUCCUAGCAAAAUUAUAGCAAGUGGGCCAGGAUUACAGGCGGAUGGAGUCUUAGUCAACAAACCUACUUUCUUUGAUAUAUUCACGAAAACUGCUGGACGUGGCGCGCCAGUAGUUACAGUCUUGGACGAACAGGGAUCAAACGUACCUAUCAAAUUACGUCAAACGCUACCAGAAGUAUGGAGGUGCGAAUACACCCCUACCGAAAUUGGUUCGCACACGAUAAACAUGUCUUUUGCUGGCAAAUCGAUACUUGGCAGUCCUUGUAAUGUUAACGUAGGUUCGACGACAGAUGCUAAGAAAUGUAGAGCUUAUGGACGAGGAUUAUUACCGAAUGGAGUUCGUGUUCAAGACGAUGCGGAUUUCGUUAUCGUCACAAAGGAUGCAGGUGAUGAUGUGCCUGGAGUUAAAGUUAUUGGUCCCGGAGGAGUCAGUCAACCUAUUCAAAUGGUUAAAGUUGACCAAAAAACGUACAAGUGCAAUUACACACCGAUGAAAGAGGGACGAUACGUGGUAAUGAUAACAUACGGCGGGAAAGAAAUUUACAAGUCACCUUUCGAGGUGAACGUUGGUCCUUACAAGGAAUCAGCGAUCAGAGCUUAUGGGCCUGGCCUUCACGGUGGUAUAGUCGAUCAUACAGCCAAGUUCAUUAUAGACACACAGAGGGAAACCGCUGGUCUUGGAUUCGCGAUCGAAGGACCUUCGGAAGCGAAAAUCUUCUGUCACGAUAACGGCGAUGGAACAGGCGUUAUAUCCUACUUACCAACUGCACCGGGCCAAUACGCGGUUCAUAUUCGUUGCGAUAACGAGGAUAUUCCGAAAUCGCCCUACAUCGUGAAUAUUUUGCCGAAAGGGGACUUCGAUCCUGACAAGGUUGAAGUGUACGGUCCGGGAAUUCAAGCGGAGACUCUUCCUGUUGGGAAACCGACAAAUUUUACGGUGGAUGUAAAGAAAGCUGGACAAGCACCGUUGGAAGUCGUUAUUCAAGAUGUUCAAGGAAAGGAUGUACCCGUUCGAUUGGAGGAUAAUCACGAUGGCACAGUGCAAUGUCACUAUACUCCUACGUCUGCAUCAAAUCACGUUAUCAUGGUGAUUUACGGUGGCGUAGCUACGAAACACUCUCCUUAUCGAGUGAAGGUAGAAGGACCCUUAAAUAUGCUAUCAGCAUAUGGACCCGGACUUGAGAAAGGGGUCAAGUCGAACAUACCAACGCAUUUUAUCGUCGAUUGUCGCGAAGUUGGGCCAGGUGAACUUCGCGUGAGCAUAAAAGAUUCUGACAAUAAAGAUAUUCCAUUUUCACUUUCGGACAACAAGGAUGGCACGCAUACUGUCACUUACGUAGCACGAGAACCAGGAACUUGCUCCGUAAAUUUGAAUUAUGGAGGCUUGAACGCACCUCAGUGUCCGAUUAAAGUGAACGUUGAAUCGCAUAUCGAUAUCUCCGAGGUCAAAGUGGAAGGUCUUGCCCAAACGGCUCCAGUGAACAGCUUGCAGCAGUUCCUCGUGAUAACUCAGGACGCAGGCAAGCCAGCGGACUUUCAGGUGACGAUAACCGCACCUUCGGGCAACCGUAUCAAGGCACACGUGAUACCAAUUCGCGAAGGCUAUCUCGUGAAUUUUACGCCGACAGAACUAGGCGAAUAUCUGUUGGGAAUUAGCUUCGGCGGAGUGCCGAUAUCCAACCAGCCGUAUCGAUUGACCUGCGUGCAUGGCUCGGAUCCUGAAAAGGUCCGAGCUUCCGGGCCAGGUUUAACCCAUGGAAUAAUAAACAAACCGGCUGAGUUCGUGAUCGAUACUCGUGGAGCUGGUCAAGGCAAUCUCGGUGUGACGGUCGAAGGUCCCUGCGAAGCUGCCAUUAAUUGUAGAGAUAAUGGCGAUGGAACGUGUUCCGUUGCGUACUUACCUACGGAAGUUGGCGAUUAUGGUAUCAAUAUUACCUUCAACGAGAAGCAUAUUCCUGGCUCGCCCUUCCAGGCGAUCGUUGUAAAAGACGUCGAUGUGUCGAAGAUAAAAGUCACUGGGACCGGCAUUCAACCAAACGGUCCAUGCGUAAAUCGUGCAACGGAUUUCUCAGUGGAUGCUCGAGCGCUUCCAAAGGCGAAGAACGAUCAUGACAAACUUUCCUGCAUAAUUAGCAAUCCCAGUGGCAAUACGACUGAGAAAGUGAUUGCUUUACAAAGGGACGGAACUUAUUGCGUCAGUUACAAGCCAUUUGAAGAAGGACCUCAUACUAUAGACAUACGUUAUGACAACAUUCCAGUUCCUGGUUCACCCUUCACAGUUAACGUUAAAUACUAUAGCGAUCCUAGCAAAUGUAAAGCGUACGGACCAGGUUUGAAGAAAGGAUUCGUGAAUAAGUACAACACGUUCGUCGUAGAAACGAAAGAUGCUGGAAAUGGCGGAUUAUCUCUAUUAAUGGAAGGGAACGACUACGCGAAGGUGACUUGCAAAGGAAACGACGAUGGCUAUUGCACAGUGGAGUAUUUUCCACCGUCGCCGGGUGACUACGAGAUAUCCAUCAAAUUUGCCGACGAACACAUUCCUGGAUCUCCUUUCCAAGUCCAAGUCGUGGAUGACACGCAAGCGAACAACGUGACUGCCUACGGCGAAGGCUUGGAAGUAGUAAGAGAAAAUAUAUCGACCAAGUUCAUGGUGAAUACCUCCAAGUGUAAUCCAGCGCAACUGAAUGUCACGCUGAAGACCAACAAAGGACGAGUUCAGAAACCAAUAAUCAAAAACUGUGGAAAUGGUUUAUUCGAAGUUACAUAUCAACCACCACCUCCUGACAGUGAUCUGCAAGUUGGAGUUAUUUUCGAUGGAGAAGAUAUUCCAGGAAGUCCUUUCAAACCGAAUGUUCUGCCCACUGUAGAGCCAAAUAAGGUUGUUGUCACGGGACUUGGUGUGGCACCUGUUUGUACCGCAUCUUUUCCCGUUGAUUUCGUAGUAGACACCUCCGAAGCUGGUUACGGUGAUCUGGAGGUUCAAGUAUUGGGACCAGAUCAGGUGCCUCGUAAGGUCGAAAUUCAGGAUCUUGGAGACGGGAAAUAUAAGGCGACCUAUUUGCCCGAUGAUUGCGGCCGUUACAAGGUCAACGUUAAAUACGGCGACAAAGAAGUACCAGGAUGUCCAAUAAACGUUCAGAGCGUGUCCACCGGCAAAGCUGAGAAAUGUAAAAUCAAAGAGGGUAUUCAACGUACUUUGGCUCAGGGUGAAGAGUACUGUAUCACCGUGGAUACCGAAAAUGCAGGACGUGGUGCAGUGACCUGUCGCAUACGAUCUACUUCUGGAAGUGAGGUGGUGGACAUUGAUAUCGAAGAUAAUGGCGAUGGCACGGUGAACAUUUAUUAUACUGUGGCAGAUGCUGGCGAUUACACCCUCAGCAUUAAGUUUGGUGGUCAACCGAUACCUGAAGGAUUUUACACGUUCACAGCCUCAGAGGAAUAUCGAGAACAUAGUACGCACAAGACUCACAGAGCCAAGAGGACUAGACAGAAGCAGGAGCAACACGUUGUAACACAGCAUAGUUCUACCGUCGAAGAAAGCUCCAGUGUUUCUACGAAGAAUUUCAACGAGGUCCGAUUGAACAACAUCCUCUUACCGCUGUUAGACGGCACCGUAACAUCGGAAGUAAAGAUGCCGAGCGGGAACAUGGACAAACCGAUAAUCACAGAUAACCGGGAUGGUACUGUUUCCAUCAAAUACGAUCCCAAAGAAGAGGGACAGCACGAACUUGCAGUGAAAUUUAACGGGGAACACGUUCAAGGUUCACCAUUCAGAUUCCACGUGGAUUCCUUAGCAAAUGGCUAUGUGACAGCGUACGGACCAGGCUUGAUAUACGGAGUUUGCGGUGAACCAGGAAACUUCAUCAUUUCCACAAAAGACGUCGGACCUGGCGGUCUUUCGCUAUCCAUUGAAGGACCUGGCAAAGCUACGAUCUCCUGCCACGACAAUAAAGACGGCACAAUUUCAGUUUCGUAUUUGCCAACCGAUCCAGGAGAAUACAAAAUCGGCGUGAAAUUUGGCGGCAAACACAUCCGAGGCAGUCCGUUUUCCGCUAAAAUCACAGGUGAAGGUCGGAAGAGGAACCAAAUCUCGGUGGGUUCGUCGAGCGAAGUGCAAUUGCCCGGCAAGAUAACAGACUCGGAUGUGAAGUCCCUGAAUGCUUCCAUCACGGCACCGAGCGGUCUCGAGGAGCCAUGUUUCCUAAAAAUGUUGCCAAACGGUAACAUGUGUGUCUCCUUCACUCCUCGAGAAGCCGGCCCACAUACGGUGGCAGUGAAAAAGAUGGGCAAGCACGUGCAGAACUCACCCUUCAAGAUCGACGUGAAGGAUCGUGAAGUGGGCGACGCGAAAAAGGUAAAGGUAUCCGGACCAGGUUUGGUAGAAGGUAAAACUCACGUGGAGAACAAUUUCUCCAUCGACACGAGAAACGCUGGUUUCGGAGGCCUCUCGCUCUCGGUGGAAGGGCCAAGCAAAGCAGAGAUUCAAUGCAAAGACAACGAAGACGGAACUCUGAACAUCUCGUACAAGCCAACAGAACCUGGCUAUUACAUAAUAAACUUGAAAUUCGCCGAUCAUCACGUGGAAGGCUCGCCGUUUACGAUAAAAGUCACUGGAGAAGGUAGCAAUCGUCAAAGGGAGAAGAUCCAAAGACAAAGAGAAGCCGUGCCUAUUACGGAAGUCGGCAGCCAGUGCAAGAUUACCUUCAAGAUACCUGGCAUCACGUCGUUUGAUCUAACAGCAACGGUCACCUCUCCAGGAGGCGUAACCGAGGAUGCCGAGAUCAAAGAAGUCGAGGAUGGCCUUUAUGCAGUCGCAUUCGUACCGAAAGAGCUCGGAGUACACACGGUUUCAGUUCGCUACAAGGACAUCCACAUCCCUGGAUCACCGUUCCAAUUUACUGUCGGUCCGUUCAGAGAUAGCGGAGCACACAGGGUGCAUGCUGGCGGUCCUGGUUUGGAAAGAGGAGAACAGGGUGAACCAUGCGAAUUUAAUAUUUGGACCAGGGAGGCUGGAGCUGGUACUCUGGCCGUGUCCGUGGAAGGACCUAGCAAGGCUCAAAUUGAUUUCAAGGAUCGAAAGGACGGCAGCUGUUACGUCAGCUACGUCGUCUCCGAACCUGGUGAAUACAGGGUAGGAAUAAAGUUCAACGAUCAGCAUAUCCCCGAUUCCCCGCACAAACUUUACAUAUCACCGGCGAUGGGCGAUGCUCAUAAGCUGGAAGUGGCGCAAUUUCCGGAAUCCGGCGUACAACCGGACAAGCCAGCAAUCUUCCUCGUUCGCAAAAAUGGUGCCAAGGGUGAACUCGAUGCGAAGAUCGUGUCUCCCAGUGGUAUCGAGGACGAUUGCUUCAUUCAAGGCAUCGACGCUGACACUUACUCGGUGCGGUUUAUGCCUCGGGAAAAUGGUAUCCAUAAUAUCCACGUGAAGUUCAAUGGGGUGCACAUACAGGGUAGCCCGUACCGCAUCAAAGUCGGCAAAGUGGAUGCCGAUCCAGCCGCGUUACAUGCCUAUGGAAAUGGCAUAACGGAAAUUAAAACCGGCCAGAAAACAGACUUUAUCAUUGAUACGUGCAACGCGGGAAGCGGUGUGCUGUGCAUAACGGUAGAUGGCCCUAGCAAAGUGGCCAUGGACUGUACAGAAGUGGAAGAGGGUUACAAAGUUAGAUACACACCUUUGGUACCUGGCGAUUACUACAUUAGCAUCAAGUACGAUGGAUAUCACAUCGUUGGCUCGCCAUUUAAGGUUCCCUGUACCGGUGCGGAUCUGGCAGAAAGAGGCGCGCAAGAAACCAGUUCGAUCGUGGUGGAAACUGUUCAAAAAAUUUCCAAAUCAAAGCACACCGGACCAGUUUUACCUCUGUUCAAGUCAGAUGCUAGUAAGGUGACGAGCAAAGGAAUGGGUCUAAAGAAAGCAUAUCUUGGCAAACAGAACGUGUUUACUGUAAACGCUGGCGACGCCGGUAACAAUAUCUUGUACAUUGGUGUGUACGGACCCAAAGGUCCAUGCGACGAAGUAUCCAUGAAGCACAUAGGCCGCAACAAUUACAACGUGAACUACUUGGUCCGCGAAAGAGGAGAAUACAUCGUCAUUGUAAAAUGGGGAGACGAUCAUAUCCCUGGAUCGCCAUAUAAAGUCGAAGUAUAAGUAAACGCAUGUGGAACUAAACAGAAAAAAGAAAUAAGAAAGGAAAGAAGAAAGCGAAAGUAAGAUUCCAAUAACGCGGUGCGAUAAUUUUGCUUUGUACUGGCCAGACUCUGUUACAUUGAUUGUUCCAUUUGAUGAAUUUCGUUAAUUAUCGAUUAAAUCCUUAUCUACUUAAACGAAUAGAGUAAUAAAGCGUAUCGUAGACGUAGUGAAACCCGCGACGUGAAAAUCUUGAAACGAAUAGCGUAAUUUACGAUUAAACAUAAAAACACGUCUUCCCUGGCUGAAAGUAUUUUCACAGAGUUCAGCCAGAAGUUAAUAUAUAGAACGUUGUUUGAAUGUAAACCCCUUACGCGCUUCCAUCUUCAUUCUAAAUAACUUUGGUUAUAGCUAUCUGUUAUUUUGAAAAAGAAAUUUCAUUGAAAACGUGCGAAAUACCGUGGCAACGAAACUUCUUCUAUUCGCCAUCGUACGAAUCUUUUGCCAUAUGAAUAUUAAAGUGAUUAUUUAUGGUAUUCGUUUAAUUAUUUUCUACCACGUGUAAAAAGAUCGAAACGUACAACGUGUUGGUCGAGAUACAAAUAAAAUUUAUUGAUAGAAUAGAAUACAAACGCAAGUUCUCAUAUCGAUCAAGCAACGUAAAAUAAAUCAGGUUUCGUCGAUUAUUUUUGUAAAUUUCGCGACUUGCAACGAAGAACCAAAUAAUUGUAAGGAAAGGUUGUCUUCAUCUUUUACUCGCAAACGAUUUCUAAACUAGUUCAAUUAAAGGAAAAUAGGGAAAAAUUGUUUCUAAUCGUCUAAACAAUUUCUUUGUCAGAUGGGGGUUGGUACAAUGUAGCGUGUAUUUAUUAUAUACAGCCUUGUUUCGUCUUUGAAUAAUAUACGAUAGAUAUUAUUCAUUCGACAAAAAAAAAAGAAAAAAAAAAGAAAAAGAAAAAUGAUACGGACGUGUUAAACUACGGCGAUGAAAUAAGUCAAUUAUUUUUAUUCGAGAAUAAUAAGAUACAACAAUUGUGCCUUAUAUAUGUUAGAUUCAGAUAUUUGUUCUAUGAAAAUGCGUUCUAUAGAUGCAUCCUUCUCCACUGCGUAACGUUACAUCGGUAUGAUUGGAUUAAAAAUGCAAAUUAAAAGUAUCGAUGAUUAUAUAUUAUAUAAAAAUUAAAUAAAUAAUAUGUUUAUUAAAAAUCA